Messenger RNA from Gambusia affinis (western mosquitofish), 6742 nucleotides. Its product is annotated as pyridoxal kinase-like. Gene Ontology annotation, biological process: pyridoxal 5'-phosphate salvage. Gene Ontology annotation, molecular function: pyridoxal kinase activity. Gene Ontology annotation, cellular component: cytosol. The transcript is spliced from 11 exons. NCBI's taxonomy places the organism in Eukaryota, Metazoa, Chordata, Actinopteri, Cyprinodontiformes, Poeciliidae. The record is from RefSeq and is a predicted model, not a curated record. Bases 314 to 1237 code for a protein of 307 amino acids.
CUUUAAGGAUUCACAUGAAAAUGAGCCACAAACAGCGGCGUUACCGGUAACAGUAACGUUAAGGGUCGUAAUAACUGUUUGUGUGCGCUCAUUCGCCCGCGCUCUCUCCCUCAUUCAUACACACACAUCACUACAGUCGCCGCCGCACGCGCUCUCCGUCACAUCUGUGUGAGAGGUUAGAAAGCUAGCUAACGAGGGUUCUUCUCUGUUGUUAUAGAGUUAAAGCGGUGUUUUCUCGUGUUGUUAUGUGUAGACGUGGUUGUCUUUGAAUAAGGGAUUAUCUACAUUUCCCCUCGGCUGACCGGGAGCCGCCAUGGAAUGCCGUGUUCUGUCCAUACAGAGCCAUGUAGUCCGGGGAUACGUGGGCAACAAGAGCGCCUCUUUCCCGUUACAGGUUUUAGGAUUUGAGGUGGACUCCAUCAACUCGGUGCAGUUCUCCAACCACACAGGUUAUUCUCACUGGAAAGGUCAGGUGUUGACGGCAGAUGAGCUGCAUGUUCUUUAUGAGGGAAUCAAACUGAACAACGUACACCAAUAUGACUAUGUAUUAACAGGGUAUACCAGAGACACGUCUUUUUUAGAGAUGGUGGUGGACAUUGUUCAGGAGCUAAAGAGAGCCAAUCCUAAUCUGGUUUAUGUAUGUGACCCCGUCCUUGGUGAUCAUGGAUCCAUGUAUGUUCCUCAGAAUCUUUAUCCGGUCUACAAGAAUAAGGUUGUUCCUGUUGCAGACAUCAUUACUCCUAACCAGUUUGAGGCUGAAUUAUUAACAGGGAAAAACAUCACCUCACAGAAGGAUGCUGUGGAGGUGAUGGACCUUCUACACGCUAUGGGCCCAGACACAGUCGUUAUUACUUCCUCUGAUCUUCCCCCCAGACUGGGAGACCGCUUCCUCGUCUCACUGGGUAGCCAGCGUCAUGUUCGUCCAGAUGGAAGCAGGACGACACAGAGAGUUCGAAUAGAAGUCCCCAAAGUGGACGCCGUCUUCGUAGGAACUGGAGAUCUGUUUGCAGCCAUGCUGCUUGCAUGGACACAUCAUCACCCCAAUGAUCUAAAGACGGCCUGUGAAAAGACUUUUUCAGUGAUGCACCAUGUUAUCAAGAGGACCAUAUCUUAUGCUCAUGAGUUGGCAGGUCCCGGUCGGAGGCCCAGUCCGCCUCAGCUGGAACUCAGGAUGGUUCAAAGUAAAGCCGACAUAGAAGAUCCCGCUAUAGUAACGGAGGCCACCAUCAUAUCCUAACAUUGACAUCCCAUAAGACUCACACUAACUCCCCCGCCCUCUUCACCCCAUCGACUUCUAAAAUACUGUAUCUCAGUAAAAAAAAAAUUUAAAAAUGCCGUUUAGCUUCAACAUGUCAUCAUCCAGACUUCUCAAACACUUUAGUAUCAUAACACCUCCCUCCUGUGAUCCUGAGACCUUUAUCCCUUUAAGUCCUCAGUGUCGUAACUGUUUAAACCAGAACCACCCCGACCUGUAACUACCAAGUUGUUUUGCCUCGACCCUGUUCUGGAACCAGAGCCAUGGAUAGACUGAAGCUUUGAUCUGAGUGGACUGUAUCCGCUUAUGCUGACAGUAGCUGUGUUUCCAUUACAAAUGGCCACAAAACUAUUCCGCUAAUGUAGAAAAAAUACAAUUCUGCAGUUCAUUAAAUGAGAAACGCAUUUAAAAUCACAAAUAAAUAAGUUUGUUCAUUAGAAAACAUAACAUGCCAUGAUCCUUCAAAUACUUCUUUGUUUUUUUGUCAUUUGCAACACACAGUUGUUCAUCAUUUGAUUUGAGUGAUGCCAAAAAACUUUCCAUUGCAGUUUUGUGAAAUAAAUACAUUUUGGUACGGUCAUAAAAACCACCUCAUCCUAGUGCCAAAACCUUUCAUAGACAAGUGGAGUUUUUUUUUAAUUGGUGUCUUUCCAUUAAGCAAAUUAUUUUCAAAAUGUCAACUUGUGCAAUUAUAUGGUCAUUGGAAACACAGCUAGUGAUGCAGUAUUGAACCUCACUCUCAGUGUUGCAUUUAUGUGGAGGCUAAUCACACAAGCACAAAUAAUACACAAAGCCUUGCAAAAGUAUUCACUGUAUGUAUUUAUGCAUACCUUUGCAAGGUACUGCUAGGUGCUACAAAUGAGACUUUUUCUAAUCAGUUAUACGUUGAUUAUCAUUCUAAUAAUGCACAAUGCAGUGAACACCACAAAAUUUUAUAUUUAUUGUAGCAUUUGAUAACAAAAAUCAUUGAGAUAAAUGAACUUUAUUUAUGUAGAACCAAUUCACCACAAUGUUAUGUAAAUUGCAUUUGAGUAGAAAAGUAAUUUCAUUUCAAUCACACAUAGAUUCCAAUAUACCUCAGUUAUUAAACAGUUCAUUAAGCUCAGUUUAUUACUGAGAUUAGCUUAAAAUGUUUCUGUCUAAGGAGACCCAGCAGAUUGUAUUGUGUCAUUGACUUGCCGCCUUCACUUUACCCGGACAGACUGACGGUAGACAAUCUCUUGCAUUGUCCCAAUACCUUUGUAACAAUCCUUCAUAUCGACCAAGCAUGUUGUGACAGUGGAGAGAGAAAACUAACCUUUAACAGGAAGAAACCUUCAGCAGAAUCAGAACCUGGCACAGAACCAGGGGUAUCUGCCAAGACUGACUGGGAGUUUGAGAAGGCAGAGCAGAAAAACAAAAAGAAACAGAAAAACUGAUGUAGAUAUCAUAUUAGACUCAUUGCAGAUAGGAAUAAAGAGGAGUCAAUUUCCACCAAAAACUUCAGAAAUACUGAGAUUACUUACAGACAUUUGCUAGAAAAAAAUAAGAAAAUUUCUUUGAUUAAUCUCAGAGAAAAAGAAAUUUGAUUUAAGAUUGUUGUAACUUUCUAUGUUAAUGAAAAUUGAAAAGUUAGUCACACGCACAUUUAGUCAAACACAAAACACACCCCUGAACCUCUCUGGUGAUCUCUGACUCUGACCACAGUGAUUAAUCACUCUAGCUAUGGCUCUGUCUUCCUUUUACUUUAACCCCUUCUCCCCCAGUCUUACAGCAGUGACGUAAUGGUGACCAAGUCUAACCCUCAACAUAAAGAAGAAAAAAAACUGCACAAUGUAUAGUUGAUGUAUAGAUGUUGUACUAUAAUUGUAUUGGACCAUCUGUAUGAUAUCUGAUCUGUCUGCUGGACCAUUGUGUUAACGCUAUUGUACUAUAAACCAGAUGCACAACAAUAUCACUAAGCAGAGACCAUCUGGGCUGGUUGUGGCACAGCCGGACACGUCAAGUCAUUGUAACUUCAUAGUUAAUGUCCGAUAGUCGUAGUGUCAAGUUGAGCUUAUUUCAUGAAGAGAAAACUGGGUGGCAAGAGCUGUUUCCAACCCAGUCGGCUUCCAUGGUGCCAUAACCACCCCAUAUCAUGUCGGCCACUUAACGGCCCAGUUCUGACCCAGAACCUUAUAUCUUAUAUCCAACCCUAACCUUCGAUAUGCUGCCUUUAGCUAAAUACAUACAUUUUGACCGAAAUAAUUUGUAUUUUCUUUAGAUUUAACCACUGACAAUGGCGCUUUAAUGGCGUCCCUUCCUUAUUUAUUAUUGAUGUGUGACUACAACAAUCAGCUGUGUCUCUGUUAAUCACUGCAGCAGCUCAGAUGAGGCAGAUAUAAUGAGUCUGCAGAGUUUCCUGGGUGGCUAUUUUGCUUGUCUGCUGCAGAAGAAAGCCAGACGUCAAUUUAGGAGGUGUCGUCCACACAUAAUGAGUUCUAUUUCAGAAAACUAAACAGACAUCCACAUCAGAAAACAAUGUGGGUAUAAUAAUAACUAUGAUGAUGAUGAUGAUGAUGAUGUGAAUGUUGAGAGGAGUGACUAUAGACAUGUUGUGUCUUAUUCAGGAAAUUUUGUUCAUGCGCACAAUGCUGGAGGGUCAUUCUUUUACUUGCCAUCCAUUGCCAUGUUGCCGCGGUAGAACAAUUCUGUUAACUAAAUGAAAUCUGGAAAUGUAGUUGUUAAUUCAGUGCAAUGCGCAAUGUGGCAGCAGUUUUUCAAAAGAAAAACUGUUGGAGAUGAACUCAAAACCACUUGUAUUCUUUUAUUUUCCUUGCUCUAUAUGUCAACUACACUAUACGCAGACUUGUUGUCAUAGCAACUGACUGACAACAGGUCCAAAAGAGCAUCAGGAUUCAACACCAAAGCACAUGUCCAGAACAUUUCCUCUGUUACAUUAUUAUGUUUUCAAUUUUGAUGUUUAUUUUGCGAAUAAUAAGUGGUCGUCUGAACACAGCAGUGCUUGAUUAGCUAAUUUAAACACCUGCUCUAGCUCUAGAGAGUUGGUGUGGGUUUUUUUUUUGUUUGUUUGUUUUAAUUGAGCCAGAACGCACUAAAUUCUGCAGCACAUCUACAUCAUGUUAAGCCUACUACCCUCUCCCUCAUUUUUUUUUAAUUGGAACUCUUUACUAACCUGUGAAAUGUGACACCUUUAGACCUUUUUAUCUAGUUGUAGUAUUAACAAUUAGUAGCAAAACACUGCGUCCCUAUUCCUUUUAUAUAUGACAUGUACAUUUAAAAUUUAGCGCCUUAUGUUGACAACUAAAGCUAAUGGUAGUUAUCAUCACCAACCACGUUUUCUUGUUCCUGACAUCAAGCUGCAGUGUGGGAUAAUCCAUUUCUAGUGUUGUAGAUUUUGAGCAAGCGAUUAUGAGAGAUUUCUGAUUAAUUUGAAACAGAAACAUGAUGGAGAGGAGCAUAGGGUGAGUCCCAAGUAAGAACAAUCAAGUUGUCCCAAGAGCCUGAAGCAGAUUUUCUUUAGUUGUCCUUGUUUUAGUGCAUCAAUAUCAGUGUGAUAUAUCAAUAUUCAGUAGCAAAAUGAGUAAGGACCAAAAUUUCUUGUUCAAAUUUUAUCAGACAGCUAAUUUUUUUAGGAGUGGUAAAUUCUUUUGUGUUAGAGUUAAGCUUUUAAAAGCAGAGACUUUAGAAAGCUCUUGAAAAGUCCCACACCAGUGGAUAUAAGGUUCUGGGCCGGUUUGUAAUUCUGUACUGCUGUUGUGUCUCUAUGAAAUGUUCUGUGAUACUGCCUUAGGAAGCUAAGAUCAUAACACCACAGCCCUGCUCAUUCAGAGAGAGGUGGAGGGGGGAGGGAAGUAUGCAUGAGUUGUCUUAAAUGUCAGUAUUUUUUAUUUAUUUAUUUUGUUAGUUUUUUCUUUUAGUUCAUGCUUCUUGGUACAAUCUGAAAGAUGUUCUGUCCUGUGGUUUUUUUGUUUUUCUUUGUUACUUUAAACUUUAAAACAGGCUUUAAUUUAGGUUUGUUGGGCCCUGAAAUUUCACCAGAAGAGCGGAGUGUGAACACAAUUAUUUACCUUACUCUUAAAAGACUUUUAUUAAAGAGAAGAAAUUUUGGAGAUAUAACUGCAAAGCUUUUUCCUGCUGUCUGGGGAAACUAUAUAUACCAGACUAUAUAUAUAUAUGUAUAUAUAUAUAUAUAUAUAUAUAUAUAUAUGUAUAUAUAGUCUGGUACAUACAGGAUUCCUACAGGGGUACUUGGAGGAUGCAUAACUACGGUGUACUUCAGGUUUUAUAUUCCAUUAAAACCUGUUACAUUUGUGAGCCAUGAGAGUGUUUGUUAUAAUGGAAACACCAAGUUAGUCUGGGUUUCUUGAUUAUUAUAUGGACUGGGAAUAAGUUAAAACAAAUCUUGAUCUUUGUGGUUGUUGGAGUGAAUAUGGACAAAUAGUAUGUUUAAUUCAUAAAGUAAUACCUAAUGAAUUGAAUGAAUCAAACUCAUCUAUUUCUUUAGCAUACAACCUUGAUAGUAUACAAGAACAGGAUGCAACUGGGUGGUAAGUAAAUACUCAUAACCCUGGUGUACUUACAGGGUACACCUCCUGGCGUACCUCCUGAUGUACCCUGUAAAUACACCCAAGUUGUGACCAAAUGUAGUCUGAAAGCGCUCUUUAAGUAGGCUGCAGGUAAAUUCUAAGCACAGACAAUCAUAUUGCCUCAUAAAAGAACCUGAUACACUUCAGUUGAACGAUAGCUGUACUAUUGGUACACUAGGCAAACCAAAGCCUCUUUUCCAUUGUCAAGUCUCCCUUUGGCCAGUUAAUGUCUGCUUCAGUUGUAGCCCCGAUGGGUGUGUCUCCUUUGACAGUGUGUUCUUCACUCUGUGGACGGGAACUUGGGCGGACCGUGACAGUGUAGGAGCAGUUGUCGAUUCUCUGAUGAGCAUCGACCACUGUCGAUGGGCGGCCAGUUUCUGGCUACAAUUGAUAGAAAGGUUGGAACCUCAAGGUUUUACAAUGGAAUUACCAAUUUGCAACUUGUCCUCUUUGCCAACUUCUACAGUCUUGUCAUGGAUUGGUUGAGAAGUUGUUGUUCGAGGAGGAAUUUACAGGACCAGUCAAUGAAUACAGUGUGCUUCCAAUCAAAACAGUCAUAUGCGCAAUACCCAGCUUGCAGUUGUGGAGAAGGGGCUCUUGAGAACCAAAUAAGAAGUCAGUGUUUACCCAGGAGGUAUCCUGUAAUAACCUCCAAUAGGAACCCUGUAAGUACCAUUAUAUGGAAUAGGCUGGUACCAUAUGUACCCUUUAAGGAUUGUUCUUACACUUAAAGUAACAUAAGUAUAUUAACUUGCAGAUGACCUGUAAAUAAGCUGGCAGGUACCAUGUAGUGGACUGUUUAUUGUAGUCCUUUUAAAAGACAAUACCCCUUCUCAAGUCAUAAACAUAUGAAGGAAAACUUUGAAAAUUGAACUCAAGAAUCAAAUUUUUUAUUUUUUAUUUUCUGAAAUUCAGUAAA